Molecule: messenger RNA, 2109 nt
Organism: Hipposideros armiger (great roundleaf bat)
Lineage: Eukaryota; Metazoa; Chordata; Mammalia; Chiroptera; Hipposideridae
Gene: FREY1
Product: Frey regulator of sperm-oocyte fusion 1
Exons: 3
Coding region: 1534-1827 (97 amino acids)
Biological process (GO): sperm-egg recognition; fusion of sperm to egg plasma membrane involved in single fertilization
Cellular component (GO): endoplasmic reticulum membrane
Source: RefSeq, a predicted model, not a curated record
AAAGUGGGACUUGCCUCUGGGAGGCAGUGGGGAAGGGGCCUGUUUCAAACCUCAUCGCAGCUGCCUGGUGCAGGGUGAACUGGGGGCAGAGAUGGAGGACGGGAGCAGUGACACUGGGCAGAGACCUAGAAAGUGGAUGAACUGAAUUAAGGCCUGGCAGGGUGAUAGAGAAGUUUAGGUGCAACCCAGGCAGGCCUCAGGACCAGUUGUGGAUAGGAAGAGGUGGCAUCUCGGAGGCAAGGGAGGUGAAGGAUAAGGGGUGUGGUGGUAGGAACCGUGAGCGUCCUGAACUCAUGGUUCCAGGCAGGGGUGAACCUUGGCAGGGAUAGUUGUGUCUGGGACACAGAAAGGAAGGUGGCGAGAAGUCAGUGUGUGGGCUCCAAGCACAAGGAGCAGAAACACUGAAGGAGACUCGAGCUGGUCAGCCUCAGGGGGCUGCUCAGGACCAGGAGGCAGGGUUGGAAACAUGGGACUUUGCUCUCUGGACUGAAGUACCUCAGCAGUUAGAGGGGGUUGGGCCUGCCAGAUCUGCUGUCUUAGAAGCAACUGGGCUUCCAAAGUGCAGGUUCUGAUCCCACAGGUCUGGGUGGGGACCGGGGUUGGUUUUUAAAGCUUUGGGCUCAGGGCCUCUGCAGGGAGCCCGGUCCCCAUUACAUUAACGGGGCUGGGCAGGAAGCAAAGGGCCCCACAGCUUUGCCUUAGGCCUAUGGAGGGACUCUGCAGCACAGUCACAUGGCAUUUAUUCAUUCAACAAAUAUUUAUUGAGCGCCCAUCGAGUGUCCCAUGCUGGGCAUCCUGUAGUCCCUGCCUUCCAGAAGCUUCCACUCUAGAGGAGGUCCCAGGCUUUGCCACCUAACUUGAAAUCCCUCUGUCCAGCCUCAGGGGUGAUGGCAGGGCCUACUGUGUGCCAGCCUUGGGCCAGGCUGUUCUAGCUGUGGGGACUAAGCGGGAAAUUCCUCAGAGUACUCCCCCCAGGGGAAUCUCGGAGCUGGCCAGGGCUGAGUAGCCACUCUGGGCUCUUCAGCAAACCCACCCGGGACCACUGAGAUGGAGAGACACUGCGUGGUGGUGGUGGCAGGAGGCAGGGAGGAGGCUAAGUGGGAAUGGGUGGGGGCUCUGGGUGGUGAGGAUUCAGUGACUGUGACCUCUGCUGAGGGCCUACUGUGUGCCAGACCUUGGGCACAUGUAUUUACCUUACCUCGCAUAUGAGGAAACAGGCCCACAGAAUUAAGUGGUGUGUCCACCUAACAAUAGGCAAGGUUGUGAUUUUAACUGAGAGCUAACUCCAAAGGUCUGUGGCCUUAACCAUUUGGACAGUGACACUAGAACAAGAUGUUGUUUGGCACCUGUUGGCCUAUAGUGUCAGUAAAAUCAAACAAGUGAAAAACCUCAAUGUGGAGGUUUCUGGCCUAGUCCAGAGCUGGUGCUGACGCUGAGCCCUGGAACUAAUGCCCUUUGUGAGGUGGCAGUGGGUUCCAUCCUCCUGCUGGGGGAAGGGCAGGCAGAAGCCGGCAUCUGGGACCUGAGUAGGAGAUGGUUUUCACCAUGCUGGGGUACCCCAAGGCGGGGCUGAGUCUCUUCCUCCUCUACCUCGUCCUGGCAACUGCACUCCUUCACCCCCAGCCACUGAGGCCUCGGCGAUCCAUUCCUGAAGAAUUUUCAGCUCCCCUGGAACUCUCACAGCCACUGCCCGGCCUGGUGGACGACUACGGAGUCCGACCCAAGCACCCCUGGCCACAAGGGCCUCGACCCCUCCUCUCCCAGGCCCAGCAGCGCAAACGGGACGGGCCAGACAUGGCUGAGUAUUACGAUGACGCACACCUGUGAUGGGAACCCCUUAUAAAGCUAUUCUGUGCAGCAAAGCCUUGGGCCUUCCUGGAAUGGAAACGAGCCAGGCAUAGGAGGGGUCCAAGUAGAUACACCCACUUCGGUCCAGACAGGAAAUGGCACUUUAAUAGUUGUGGCUAGGGUGACAGGACCAAGAUGGGGCUACAGCCGAAGCAGCCAAGAGGCCCGGCUAGCCCCAGGCCAGUCUGGAAGCCUCCUUUUCCUGCCGGAGCAGCAGGGUCCUGCUGCAGCUCUCUCCUUCCCAGGAGGCCCCACGCCUGC